AUGAGCGAUGAGAAGGCCAUCUCAAUUGAAUCUGUGAACAGUUCUAGUCCAAGACUUGAAGCUGUCAGUGUUUUGGUUGUUGAUGGUGAUUCUGCAUGUCUUGCAAUACUAUCAAGAAUGCUCUAUAACUUGGGGUAUAAGGUUAUGACAGCCAAAAGAGCCUAUGAUGCACUAUCCAUAGCUCAGAAGAAGGAAGAUGAGCUUCAUCUUGUGCUGACAGAGGCUCACUUGCCUGACAUGGAUAAAUAUGAGCUCUUAGAGAAAAUGAAAGCAGUUUCCAAAGUACCAGUUGUUAUUAUGUCUGAUGAUGACGAUGAGAAUGCUAUGUUGGGUGGGCUGUUUAAAGGAGCUGUAUUUUAUUUUGUUAAACCACUCACAAUCAACAGCCUAAAAAACCUAUGGCAGUUUGCAAUCAUCAAGAACAGAAAUCAUGUGGUGAUAGAUUUCACUGAAGAGGAAAGUAGUGUUUAUGCUGAAUCCCAGCAGGAGAAUACAUCAAAUGAGGGCUUGGAGAGAGACUCAUUCAUGACGAGAGACCGAUGGUUGGAAAGAAAAAACCCUGAAGGGACAUACAAAGACGAGGAAAGAGAGAAUUCUGAUUCAACUUCCCAAAAGAAGCCAAAGCUAGUUUGGACCAAUGAGCUACAUAAGAGAUUCUUGCUAGCAGUCAGAUUGCUAGGAGUUGAUAGUGCUCAUCCAAAGAAAAUACUUCAGCAUAUGAAUGUCCCUGGACUCAGGAAAGAAAAUGUUUCAAGCCAUUUACAGAAAUAUCGCCUCUCGUUGAAGAGGGAACAAGAAGCAAUCAUGAAGGCCAGGGCCAGAGGUCCCAAAAAAUCAAAUUUCCCAUCACACCAAUCUUUAUCAACAUUAAAUUUUCGAGGAGGCUGUUCUCAUACCUUGAACCGGUACUCGACCUCAACAGCAUAUCAACCAAAACGCAGAAGCCAUGUUCAGGACCUCAGUAGUCACAUGUCUAGACCUUCCCCUGCAGGUUCUGUAUGUUUUCCAAGUCAAGUUUACUCAAGUGGGCAUCCAACUCUAGGCAAUGAGUCAAGUUUUACAUCAAUGCCAUACCAUUCAAAUUAUAAAAAUGGGCAACCAACUCUAAACAACCAGCUAGAUUAUACUAAUGAUCAUAAUACUAAUCACAUUGGAAAUAGGAUCACCAGCAACAAGGAAUUGGCUGGCUUUAGACAGGUGGGGAGCUUUGUCAGAUACAGUAAUUUUGAUGGGAACAAGACCUUCUCUACUUUUGGAGAUCAUGGUCAUUCAAAUUUAGUAGAUUUCCCAAUAUUCCUUCAUAAUUCUACACAACAAGAAGAGCAACAGCAGAAGCAACUUCAACCACAGGUUCUGUUUUCUCCACCAUUGCAAAUGCCUUCUCCGCCGCCGCAGCCAAAGGAGCAACAACAAAACGACAUUCUUGGGCAGGAAAGGCAACUUCAACCACAGUUUCUGCCAUCAGCACCAUUGCAAAUGCCUUCACCAUCACCUCUCCCAGCAGCAGCAGAGCAGCAAGGAGAACAAGAUGACAUUUUUGGGCUUGAAAGCCAACUUAUGCAGUCACCACAAUGGCAUAUGCCUUCAAUGCCAGCAGCACCAACAGCACAUGAGCAAGAGAAAGAUGACCCGUUUGGGAUUGAAAGUGAAGAAACUGAUGACUUAUUUGACAUUGCAAAAGGCACCACUCAACAUUUCAAUGAUUAA
Prunus persica (peach) is the source of this 1707-nucleotide messenger RNA. Its product is annotated as two-component response regulator ARR1. Bases 1 to 1707 code for a protein of 568 amino acids. Gene Ontology annotation, biological process: phosphorelay signal transduction system; cytokinin-activated signaling pathway. Gene Ontology annotation, molecular function: DNA binding. The record is from RefSeq and is a predicted model, not a curated record. The transcript has 5 exons. NCBI's taxonomy places the organism in Eukaryota, Viridiplantae, Streptophyta, Magnoliopsida, Rosales, Rosaceae.